UUUAGAGAACAAACGCCCUAAUCAAAAGUCGGCGGAUAGAAAUCGGCUAAAAGGGUCGGGCGCAGUUAACGAUUCCACUGUUCUCGCGCGCUAUUUUCCAAAAGAUUUACAGUAAGAGGGGGAAAAAUAUAAGUUUCACAAACAAGAGGCGGCCGAUCUGAGAAUCGACGGGGGGGCGGAUUUUAUGAAGUAAACACGCGUCCGUUUGCCGCCCGGGGACUUUAUAUUUUCUUUAGUUUUGUGUGUUGUGAAGGGAGGCCUGAGGCCUAGGCGGUGAGUAGGCCGCUGCCGGCACCGCUGGGCAGGCAGAGCGGAGCUGAGAGUAGCCCGGCCCGGGUAGAGCACACUGAGGGACAUGGCGGCUAAUUUCGACGCCCAGAAGCAAGAGAGCUGGUACUUCGGUCCCAUGAGGCGGGACCAAGCCGUGUCUCUGCUGAUGGGCCAAAAGCACGGCACUUUCCUGGUGAGGGACAGUCGCACCAUCCCAGGGGACUACGUGCUGAGUGUCAGCGAGAACUCGAAGGUGUCGCAUUAUAUCAUCAACAGCCGGCAGCAGCAAGGCCCAGGCCCCGGGCCCGGCCGCUACCGUAUUGGCGACCAGGAGUUCGAGAACUUGCACGGCCUGCUGGAGUUCUACAAGAUCCAUUACCUGGACACCACCACCCUGCUGGAGCCUGUCCACAGGCCCAACGCCGCCUACAUCCCCACCAACAGCGUCCCGUCCGAGGAGGCCCACUUUGUCCGCGCCCUCUUCGAUUUCCCCGGCAACGACGAGGAGGACCUGCCGUUCCGCAAGGGCGACGUGCUCCGCAUCCUGGACAAGCCCGAGGAUCAGUGGUGGAACGCGCAGAACAGCGAAGGCCGCUGCGGCAUGAUCCCCGUGCCUUACGUGGAGAAAUGUCGGCCCAGCUCGCUGCUCGGCCCGGCUAACAGCCCGGAGGGCGGCCAGGCGGUGGUGGCCCAGCACCAGCCCCCGUCGGGGGUUGGCGGAGUUGGGCAGCCUGAGUUCGGGCCCUAUGCCCAGCCUAGUGUCAGUGCCUCGCUGCCCAACCUCCAGAACGGGCCGGUGUAUGCCCGGGCCUUCCAGAAGCGUGUCCCCAAUGCCUAUGAUAAGACAGCCCUGGCUCUGGAGGUUGGUGACUUAGUGAAGGUGACCAAGAUCAAUGUGAAUGGCCAAUGGGAAGGAGAGUGCAAUGGUAAACACGGUCACUUCCCUUUCACCCAUGUUCGACUCCUGGAUCAACAGAACCCUGAGGAGGACCUAAGCUGAGUGCGUUUAUUUUUAAAAACAAUGAUUUGAAUUACAAAUGGGAACAAGUUUUCUCUAGUUCAUUUUUCUCCCCUGAAGACUUUUUGGCCCUUUUUGACGUUUACAGUAACCCAGUAAGAUCACAGCUGGCUCAACUGAAAUGCUCAGAGUCUGCAGCCUGCGGAUCCCAGUGAAGAACUGUGCUGGUAUACGUUUUAAUGUCACUUCACAUCUGACUUAAUGAUUUUGUUCAUCAGUACUUGUGUUUAUGGCACACAAUGUGCUGUACAGCUUUCUUGGUAUCUGUCCUGCUCCAGAGCAGCCAGUUAGAGAGCUGGCCUCACUCUAGUUAACACUAAUUGAUGUCCACACAAGUAUCGGUUGGUUAGUGUGGGUGGAUGUGUGAGAAUAUGUUCAAAAACAAUGCUCCUCAGUGGCCAAGUGAAUAAUAAAACCCUUUUUUUUUUUUAUUUUUGCAGUACCAAACUGUUCAGACCAGAGGCUGUCUGGUUGGAUCCUUGUUCUGCAUUGAGUUAGCAGAGAUUCUAUAAUAGCCCUGAACCAGAGGAUUAGGUGUAAGAGAGAGCUUCUUAUCCAGUUACCCUGAUCUAAGUAGCAUAUGUUGGCUUGAACAAGGACAGGAUUCGUGUCUGCUGUGAUGCUGUCUGAGGUUGAACAGCCUGCUAAUGCUAUACAGGACAAAUGCCCAUUUUGGAUGCACAUUUAGGGUUGGGGACUGAUGCAGUGAAACAGUUUCCCACACCUGCACCAAUCAACAGCCUUAGAGGGGUUCAAGUUUAAUCAUCCUGUUUGUUACAUGUCCUCACACAUUAUCUUUACCAUUCAUUGUUGUAAAUACUAAACACUACUGAUUGGGAGAAUAUCUUGCUAAUUUUGGAUGAUUUCAGGUACUUUAAUAAGCAAAUGAAUAUGUUCUACAAUUUCAACACAUGUUAAGACACUACAUUUGUGUGGGCAACUGACCUGCCUAGACUACAGUUGGACCGUCAGCUGUACAAUGCAUGGAAACAACUCUAGUCUUUUUUUGUUUUGGAGAACUCAAAUCACAGAAAUGGUGCUUUCACAAUCUCACCAUGAGGCCAAGUCUAAUGUCAAAUGAAAUGCUACUUUCUCCAGUUGCAGCCUUCUCCCAGACCUCAAUUUGACAAAAACUAAAUUCUGAAACAGUCAGGUCUUUAUAAGAAAUGUAAACAUAUUUUAAGUGCUGUCAUGUCUGGGAGAGCUGCAAAAUGAAACACUAAGUACAGCAGAUAACGCUAAAUGGGGAGAGGGUCAACAAGUUUCAGCCAUGAGUUUUCUACAAAUAAUGAUGUAGAAACUGUCCACCAAGACGACCAAGAGCAGUGAAUUUCAAGUUUGUGCUUGAGCUCCUUGGUGGAUCUGUGCCUGAUGUUUAGAUACACUUGAACGUUGACAUUGCAGGACAGUUAUUGAACAAUGAAAGUGCUUUCCAGAUCUAUAACUUAGACUGUUUGGGAUCCAAAUGCCUUGUCUUCCCAUCCUUGGUGUGAAUAAAAUUACAUUACUCUUCUGAAACAAGUACAAUUUCUACAUGUGAAAAAUCAUGAUAGUAUGGGAAGAUAUAAAGAAAAGCUAAAUACUGAGCAUUCAUCUGAACUGACUGGGUAUUUAAUGUCUUACUGAUGUUAGGUUAACAUACAGCAUAGUCAAAUAUCAUUUUAGCAGUUGUGCUCUAAUUUCGAAAGCAUUUGUUUUCCUUGAGUGCAGUUCUCAUAUGACUUUUCUUGUCUGACUUUAAACGCUCUUGUUUUGAUUUCAGAUUGUAAUAAUUUUUUUCUCUUUUUUUUUCCUCUGUGACAUGGAACUGUAACAACAUCAGGACAUGGAUGUUUCAGUAGCUUGUAGAAUGUACCAUGGAGAAAUAGCAUGUGGGUGGGAUCAGGAUUGGCCGCCUUCAGAGUUGGGACCCCUGUGAAAGGCUUCAAGUGUUAAUUGAGAGGGUGGGAGAGACCAUUCAUUUCAAUGGCAUCUGGCUAGCAACCAAUUUUUUUUUUAAUCUAACUUCAGUUAUUGCUAUUUAAAUCCUAUCCUUCUGGUAUCCUUGAAGAUGUUUUGAUUCUGUUUGCAGCUGUAGUUUACCUAUGUCUUUGUCAUUUGUGCUAGGAGUUAAAUUUAAUUCAAACCACCUGUGGAGAUUACCAAUGAGAAGUUGAACAAGAAUUUAACAUGUAUUGUAUCUCAUGUCUACUAUUAAUUUUUUGCCUCACAUCCCAUCACUUGGACUCAGUGGUGUUGAGAAAUUUCAGUUUCUUCAUUUCCAGAAGCCAUACAGAUGUGUGACAAAGCUUAAAGCAUUAGUCAGAAAAAUUAGAGCUACGAAAAGGGUGGCACUGGUUUUUAACUGACAUAAUGAAUGUUUUAUAGUAUUGCCUACAAAAUGUAUUUGAUUUGGAUCUUUAUUUUAAAACCCCUUUUAUAUGAAAGACUGACAUAAACUUGUGUUGAGGGGGUGGCUGGAUGACAUCUUGCCAUUCUUCAAGUUCUCUAACCUCUGUAUACACUCUGGAAUAUAAAGGAAAGCUGAAUACCAAUGUAUAAAAUGACUCUUUCUGAAGUCCUUGAGACAAUGUUGAAAUUGAAGUCAGUUGGUGUUUAACAAGUGCAGUGACUUCCUAAUGUUCCUAAAAUAACUUGUUAUGCUCUUUUAAAAAUCAAUGGACAGUGGAACAGUAGGAUUGGUAUGCACCUGUUGGAGAAAAGUUGGCCAUCAGGGAACAACUGUAACAGACCAACAGAGAUCACAUUUGCUGCUGAAGCAAAGGAGAAUUUCUGGAUAAAACCUUACACCAAUGGAGGUAGAGCCAAACACACAUCCCUCUUAUUGGCUUCUUGCCUCAUGAAUAAGUAACUCUUUGCUCAACAGUGUUGAUUAAUGUGGACUUUGAUUCCUGAUGGUCGCUCUGCUCAUCCCAGCUGUAAUAAUGCAUCUGUGCCAAUCAGUAUUUUAAUUGUGUAUUAAUUCAUCAUGGUCUUUUGGCACAAUCUCGCAAUCAUGUCAUGAUUAAGCUUUCACUCCAAAUUAAUGUAUUUGUCUCGCAACACUAGUGUGAAUAGUAUAUAGCAUUUGAAAGUUGAGUAAGGAUGUUGAAGCUUUGUCUGUGUGAUGGGAGGUGAUGUUGAUCACUUGAGCUGGGUCUCUGAGCUUGACGCAAUUUUUUCUGUGCCACUCUGUUGUGUGCUAUGAUAUUGCUUCAGUUGCCAUUCAGCAAUUUUUGUGCCAAUUGAAGUUAUUUUAUCCAGUCCUAUUACAGGCGCUAUUCAUACUGCAAUCUGUUUAAACCAACCUUCUAUGCUGCUUUUUGAAUCACUAAAACUCAGUUCUAUACUGAACUGUGCAUACGUACACUAACUAGCACAACAGGGAUGGGACCUGCUGAACCCACUACAUAAAGUUGCCAAACCAUUAGAGCCUCAAUUCCAAUAACCUUUUCUUUUUUAAAAAAAAAAAAAAACAUUUUGGUCCCUUCCUUGUCCUUUAAUGUACUUCGGGGCGAAGAGGUAGCAAACACACCUGGAUUUCAGCUUUAUAAAAUAUAUUGCUACUAUGAAGCCGCUGAUGCUCUCAGUCCCUUCAUUCUCCCAUUUACUUGUUAAGCCCAGCACAUUUUCCUGCUACUUGUAAUGAGUCGUUCUGGGGCCAGAGGAAAAGGUUCAGAAUGAUCCUGAGAUUAAUGAAGGUGAGAAGUUGAUGUACUGAGCUGCUCUUCACACUAGUUGCUAUUACCCUAAUAGUGCCUUUUAAACUGUCUUGUGAAUUUAAUCAGUCCAAUUAACCCAACCCAUUCUAACAGUUGAAGUUGCUGGCUGUUGUGUUAAACCAGCUGCUGGCUUAACUGUCUGUGGGUUGAUCCUUUCUUUUCUGGAAAAAAAAAAUCUAUAUUCAGGAUUAUCCGAACAACUUUCUUUAAAUUCAGGACUAAAGGUGAGCAGUAGUGCUUUGUACUGGGGCAGCUAUCAAAGAAUAUUAGCAGCAACUAGUCACUACACAACGCAUCAAGUUGUGUAGCAAUGGAGAUAUUUCAGCACAUUUUCCAUUUCUUCCAGUGCUGGCUUUGCUGCCAUAGUGUCUAUCACAUUUAGGCUUUUUUUAAUGGUCAGGAUUUUCUGCUUACUUCUUGCUUGGCCUCAGAUUGUCAAACAUAAUCUGAAACCCUGUCCUCUGGUCCAAUGGGCUGCUGCAGGAUUCUCAUGCCAUCUUGUUAAACUCUCUCUCACCUGAUGAACUUAAUUUGCCACAUGUCUGUGGCCAAUUUGCCAGAUGUGGCAAGUGAAUUGGACAACUCUAGACCACUAUCUGCCUCCAUUUUAUUGAUUGUGGGGUAUGGGAAGCUGAGAUAUUUUAUCUCUGCACUACACUGCACCUGCCCAUCCAUUAAUCUGUUUGUAUCCUAAUCUUUCAAUUAGUUUAGCUGUUAUAUAGUAUUUAAGAAAAUCUGCACUUUUGUGUCAGUCUGGUAUUUAAAAGUUGAAUUAUGGGCUGUAAAAGUUUUUGGAUUUAUCCUGUCUCAUGGCCUCAUCACUGCAAACAUAAUGUUUGGAAAAUGGGACAGCUGUUCAUUGUUAACUUUUUUUUUCAGCCAGUACAAGUGACUUUUGCAGCAAUGGAACUUGAUACUUAAAUCUUGAAAUAACCAACUAGUGGCUACAAAAGUGUUUAUUUUCUAGCAGUGGAAUAUCUUCUAAAUCUCACUGAUGCUAACAGUAAGCAGUACUAUUGUAAGUGCAAUAUUAACUGCUUCUGUGCAUCAGACUACAUGCUAGUUAUUGGUAGUAAAUACCUUUUUUUAUAAACAGUUCUCAUCAGGUCAGUCCCUGAAUAUUUGAUAUCAAACCCCUUCCCAGUUGCAAAAACCUCAGACUAGUUUGCUAUAGAGAUGGAUGUCUAAGAAAGCACUUUGUGUUGUAAUAUACUUGAGCAAAUCAGUGUUAGCGGUCAUUGCUCAGGCUAAUCUACUUGAGACUAUGCAAUAACAUGACCAUAUUGGAACACUUGUACUGCAAGUUGGCAAUGUGAAAGUGUAACUGAAUCCAAUGGACCUGAAAUGACUGGAGAUUGCAUAUGCAGGUUCCUCCCAUUUGCUGUUGGAAUGAUAAAAUUCACUGGUUUUUGCCUUUAACAAAAGGCUGGAUUUGCAUAGAUCAAAUGACAUGACAUCUGUGAAGAAAACAUGAGUUGAUGCUUUGGGUUGGGUGGCAUUAACACUCUUCCUCCCCAGUAUAUAUGGUAGCAGUCCUUUGUCUUCAGGACAAAUCUAAUUUGAUGAUCACACUUUGUAAGAAUUGAACCUUCGCACACAGACUCACUCUGAUAAACUGAUGCUCAAUUUUAAUACAAUUGGCUCUUUUACAUGGACAUAACAAUAUGUUUACCCCAACCAAUCUAUUCUGGCAUUCAUUCCACUGGAUUCAUAUGUCCUGAUAAGACUAAUUUAUUCACUGGGAAAUGAGCUGUGGCUGCCAGUUGAAAGAUCUGCCCCACCACACUGUAGAUUAAGAAAUAAAACUGCAGUUCUGCUAACUGUAAGCAGAAUACUGCAAAUGCUGGAAAUCAGAAAUACAAGAAAAAAUUUCUGGGUAAGUUUUUCAGCCAAUCAGUGCGCGCAUAGAGCGAAACCAGUCACAGUUUCAGGUCUGAGACUUCUUUAUCAGAACAUUUUGGUUAAAGGGUACAGAUCUGAAACGUUAUCUUUCUAUAGAAGCUGCUGGAAAUGUUGAACUUCUCCCACCAUUUUCUGUAUUUAUUUGAAAGUACCUGAUUGCACAACAAUAGAAGUUUCGGCAAGUCAUUGGAUGUGAAGUGAUAUCUAGGUGAUCCAGUGCAACACUGCCUCCAAACCACCACCGCCGCCCCCCCCCCCCCCCCAAAAAAAAAGAAAAGAAAGUGUCUUUGCAUAGAGUACCAAGGCUCCCAAGUGGUUGACCACAGGAUUGUGUGUGGUGGCUGGGGACUGUUAAUGAAUUCGAACCAAAGGAUCUGCAUUUUCAAGUAUGAGGGAGUUGGAGCAAAUUCUGCAACAGCAAAGACUGACUGACUGUCUCUGCGUUACAGCAACGUGUGGCUUCAGGUCACUUGGCAAAGACAUGCAAGGGGAAUAUUUCAGAAUUUUGUACAUGCAAGAUCUUGCUCCUGGCAGAUAAGCUGAAACUGUCUUGCCUAUAACAGUUUGAUGUAAUAAGGUUUCGGGGCAACUGACUGGAACAGAAUAGAAUUCUUCACACUGAUUUUUAAAUCAUUUACAUAUGAAAAUUAAAGCAGAGGCUUGGCUGCUCUGUGAAUUGGAGAUUCCCUAGAUAGUCAAUACAAUAGUCAGGUCAUCCUUUUGAAACACCUCCCAGUGAUUAACUGUAGCCCCAUGUCAUGAAAUUGUUUUGUUUUUGGAGGGAGGAUGGGAGACAGGAUUUGAACUGUUUCUUUUUUUGGUCUAAUAUAGACCGUAUACCAAUUUAUAAAGGAUGUAUGGAUGGAGAAGUAUUCAUCUGUUAGUUACACUGUAAUCCUUUCAUCUGGAAGUUUGACCAAGUGGCUGUGACCCAUCAAUUUGAGGACUUGAGGAUGCAGAUGUCUUGAGCAAAGUAAACUAACUUUUCUGUUCCUGAAGAUGUCUGCUUUCUUGGUGAGGUUGGAUGCUUGCAGCAGUUGAAAUGAGUUUGCGAUUACAAACUCCACUGCAUUUCUCAACUUUCAAAUAUUUAAAUAGCUAGCCAACACAUUUGGGAAAAGCAUGGUAAGUUGCCAGUGUAUGUGCAGCUGUACUGCAGCCUGUUGUCUGUACUACAAUGAGUAAAAGUUGAAAUGAAUGUAGGUAGUGAUGGCUUUUUCUGGUGGGCUGAAGUCAUGUGGAAUGUGAAAAAUGCAAUGUGAUGGGUCAGGCCAAACUAAAGCCAGACCAGAUAUCCUGGUAAUUUGACCUUUUUUUCCUCAGUCUGGUUGCCUGACACUCCCACUGUCCCUUUUAAAAGGGACUGAUUUAUGCCCUUUUCAGGGAACGAUAUCUGGAAUUCUUACCUGGUCUGGCUGCCAUGUGAUUCCAGACCCUCAGCAAUGUGGUUGGCUCUUAACUGCCCUCUGAAAUAGCAAGCUGCUCAGCUCAAGGGCAACUUGAGAUGAGCAACAAAUGCUGACCUUGCCUGCAGCACCAUGUCCCAUGCAAGAAUAAAGAAAGUCCAGACAUAUUUUUUCUUUUUAAAAAAAAAAAAACAACAAAAAAAAGUAGGCCUUGAUUCUCUCUCCAGUUCUGUUCAGGACUGACCCGCGUGUUGGGGUUCUGACUGGUACUGGGCCUAGACCAUCCAUCCAAGUGACUCGGUGAGUGGUUACAGGAUGCAGGAAGAAAAGUAACAUGUCAUCUUGUGACAUCUCUUCUCAAAGGCAGAGAUUGAAAGUGAGGGGCUCUGGAUAUUUUCUGGGGAAAGGGUUUGAUUUCUGACUAGUUUAGCCCUUCUUUUUCCUAUAUAUUAAAUGGGAAAGCUGAAUCCAUACCCACUGUUUAAUACUGCUCUCCCUCAGUAAAUGUCAAUCAAUGUUUUAAAAUUCUUAUUUUUGUAUCUGUACUUGUACCCUUGUUAAUCAGUUUGGGGUAAUUCUGGGUUGUUACUGUGGAGAUAUUAAUGCAUUGUGUUAAUAUGAAAAGGUGUCAUCUACAACACUAUAUCCUCCAUGACAAUUAAAAUCCAGCUUUAUUUUCUGUAGCAUGUACUGUAUUGUAUGUUUAUUAUACCUAGCGAAUAAAAUCACUUGAGAAAUGA
Molecule: messenger RNA, 9037 nt
Organism: Rhincodon typus (whale shark)
Lineage: Eukaryota; Metazoa; Chordata; Chondrichthyes; Orectolobiformes; Rhincodontidae
Gene: crk
Product: v-crk avian sarcoma virus CT10 oncogene homolog
Exons: 2
Coding region: 356-1270 (304 amino acids)
Molecular function (GO): protein binding
Source: RefSeq, a predicted model, not a curated record